AAUCCUCACCAGGGGGGAUGGCGGCCCCACAGCGGCCGUCAAGGAGGAGAGUCCCCAGGCAGCUGCCUUCACGGAGGCCAUCUGUGCCCACCUGGGAGGCCGUGCCCCCAAUAAACACCCCGGCUGUGGAUCCCAAGUUAACCGAGCCAAUGAAAGCAGAAUCAAACUUUCCAUUCCAGUCAACUGAACCUGUGAAAGUUCCCAAUCCGGCCAAGCAGGUCCCAGAAGGUGCGGCGUCCAUGCACCCCGUGAUGGUGCUGCACCAGAUGAAGCCUGGCCUGCUGUACAACACUAACCAGACCACCAGGGAUAACAAGCCUUUCUUCACCGUCACCGCCGACAUCGAUGGCAAGGAGUUCUCAGGCAAGGGGACAAAUGUGAAGAAAGCCAAGUUCUUCCUGGCCAACACAGCAAUACUGGGACUGUACGGGGUAGAAUCCACCUUUGAGAUCUCCGCUUAAUGGAAGUACUAGCUGCCUGGGUACUGGCGGCGGUGUGCGGGGCAGGCGGUCCCUCGCACACGUGGCUGUAGAGUCUGCUACGCGAUAAUGACAAAGUAGAUAGGUAGCUACAUAGUAUUUUAACCUGAAGUCCUGUCUGUGAGUGUUGUCUUGUAUGUUGCUGCUUGCUGAAGGCAGGGAAUGUAGUGAACUGGAGGGGCAGGGCCUGAGUGGCUUACAAAACUCCUGUGGAAGGGAAGUGAUGGUCUGUGCUAAAUGUUGCAGUCUGACGAGUGACGUGGAAUUCAAUUUUUCCACGUGUAAAUCCUUCCAGUCCAGUGUUUACCUUUAUUUUGUUCCAGCUCUGUUACUUAGUGCCAGAGUUAGAAGACUGACAUUUAACGGAAUUCUUAUUUAUGAUUUUGACGUACUUUCUUUUCCCAUUUAUUUAGUUAGCCCGUGAAGUGUGGGUGCUCCUUGUAAAUGGUCGGUGCUGAGCCUGCCAUGAAUGCAAAUGAAAUGCAGCUGAUUGUGAAAGACAGGCACAGGAGAAGGGGUCAGUCACUCAUUCCUGCUUGUGUCAGAUCACUCAUCUAGUGUUCUGCUGUGGAGUGGAGUGGGUGAUGAGAGGGCUGUGGUGAUGGGACAGUGACAGACAAGCCCUACUUACUGAAAACAAAAGUGUGCGAACUCAUCACAUCAACACUUAUUUAGCUUCCUGACAAAAAUGGCAUCCAGUUUCAGAUGUUUAAGGUAUUUAACUCAUCUAUUUAUUUAAAGGUACCCACUCUUUAUGGGUUAAAUGAAAGCUGUACUCUAGUUUAGCAGUCAGUCUCACCACUUGGUUUAAUGUGAGCAGGUAAGGAAGCCCUAGAACCUGGCCGUUGGUUAGGUUCUGGUGACUUCUGGCUGGAAUCUCAGUACCUUAAUUUCUCUUCUGGUUGAAACUUUCUCCUCAAACACAACUGGCUGGAGCUGAGUCCUGGGAUGGUCACCUGUUUAAAUAUUACUACACAAAAUGUUAUGAGUUUGAAUACAUAAUGAAAAUUUCUUGAAUGUGUAUGUAUGUAAAGGUUAUAAAAGCAAGUAUUUUUUUCUUUUUCAAUUUUUGUAUAUAAUUGAGGUUAAGAUGAAUUUGAAACAUUGAUUGCAAUUUAUCAAGCUGGUGUUGGUUUUGGUUUUGAAGGAAGUGUAAGUGCAAGAGGUAUGAAUUUGAAACAUUGGUUGCAAUUUAUCAAGCUGGUGUUUUUGGUUUUGAAGGAAGUGUAAGUGCAAGAGGUAUGAAUUUGAAACAUUGAUUGCAAUUUAUCAAGCUGGUGUUGUUUUUGGUUUUGAAGGAAGUGUAAUUGUACAAGAGGUAAUCAUUUGAUGAGAGUGGAAUUAAUGAAGCAGUUUACCACACCAGUAUUGUCAUUCCUGCUUCCUGUGUGUCCACCUUACCUCUCACACCCUGACGUUUGCCUCAACGCCUUCAUUUAUCACCAAUGCAGUUAGGUAAAUUAUCACUUAUUACUAUUUUCUCAUAUGAAUUCAGAAACACUGUCAGCUUAUCAAAUAGUGUAUCUGUUAAUAUAACCUUUUGUAGGCAACUUGUCCUGUAACCACCUAUGACAUUUUAGGCUCAUUUUUGUACCAGCCUCUUCAACAGUUCUAUAGCUUAUGGAAAACUAAAUUAACUUCCUAUUCUCUCAUUUCCUCUGUCCAUACCAGCAGUUCUCAUAGUACUCUCAAUGUUGAAGGAUGAUAGCAGUCCAAGGGCUGAGCCAGUGAGUUCCAGACCCAGCAGAACAUGACUGGUUCCAGAGCAUCCCUAAAAAAAAAAAAAAAGAAAAAAAAAAAAUACCUAAGCUAUGGGUGUACACACAUACCCAGGGGCCCUGAGAAUACUCUAGAGAGUGUACUUAAGUGUAUAUGGGUGUACACACAUACCCAGGGGCCCUGAGAAUACUAUAGUGUACGUAAGUGUAUGUCAUGUUUUAAAAAAUUUGUCACCUGUUUUGUAAGGACAGCAUAAGUGAAGUAUUGUUUGCAUGUACAUCUUGUUUAUCUAGAGCAGAAGGAUUAAAGUUGAGUGCAGUAUUUCAAUGGGCACAGUUGUGAUGCAUUGUGCCAAGGGUGGUGUACUAGCUAGGAUGCACAGGAGGGCGGUGAGAAGAUGCCUGAUGCUGCAAGUGUUAGGUGGACCUGAUGGAAUGGAUAGCUUGGCUCUUAGUGAUGUACCUUCAUUAUGUUGUGCUGUUGAGGUCAGAAGUCACGUCACGAGCUGCAUUUUCCUCUACCCAGCUGUGCGUUUCAAGUCCAAGAACCUGCUGAGAAUCUGACAAAACCCGAGUGAUUUUCAGCAGAUCAGGGGAAGGAAGAACCGAAUACAGAGAGUAAAUGAAGAGCACUGACUCGAUUUCUGACCAUGACUGUAUGUACUCUCCCAUAGCAUUACAUUGUAUACUGAAAUGGGUUUGCCUGGUUGAACACGUAGCACUGUACCACAACCAUUACACUCCGCCAUGACUGAGUCUGUCCAUGCUAGUCCUCGAAGUAUUGUGUUUUUAAGCUAAUUUGCACUAUUGUUAUGGAAAGUCCUAACCUCUCAGGCAUAGUGUGUAGUUUGGGGACACUUGGUUCAUUCUACAUGGCAUGCUACUGAAAAACUGAAGUAAACAUGGAAAUUUUAAACCAGGGUGGUGUUCCUUGCCUCUGUUGGUGGUGUUGGAGUGGCCUGUGGAGUCAAAGUUGGUGUAGUCAUGUAAAGUCCUGCACUAUCUCUUGUCUGUGUGGUGUGCAGGUGAAUGGAUAAAGAAAGGUGUGCCAAUGGUAGGGAUCAGAACCUUGGCAGCAGGAUUUGGUUAUAUUAAAUGUUACGUGAAGAAAUGGAAGUGAAAUAAAGGAAAUUAGAUCAUGUUAGGUCAAGCAUUGUCACAGUUAAAGUGAAGAGAGAAAAUUCCUUUGUUUUUCCAGGUAUUUAAAGACAGGUGCAUAGAUACUCCUGGGAAUGAAAGGAAAAAUUGAGAAAUGGAGGAGGAGAAAAACCAAGUCAAUUGCUUUUUUUUUUAUUUUUAUGUAUGAGUGACACUGGCCAAGGGCAACAAAAAUCCAAUAAAAAAAAUAUGGCCACUGAAAUGGCAGUCCCAUAAAAGGGUCAAAGCAGUGGUCAAAAAUUGAUGAAUAAGUGUGUUGAAACCUCCCUCUUGAAGGAAUUCAAGUCAUAGGAAGGUGGAAAUACAGAAGCAGGCAGGGAGUUCCAGAGUUUACCAGCGGUGCCCGCUUUGUGUAUUAUGUACAUUCAUGUAUAUUUUUUUCUUUUGUGCAAUAUUUAUAUAUGUAUAUGUUGACAUAAUACUCAAUAAACCUUUAAUAAUAAGUGUCAA
Messenger RNA from Scylla paramamosain (green mud crab), 3805 nucleotides. Its product is annotated as interleukin enhancer-binding factor 3 homolog. The coding region runs from base 18 to 461 and encodes 147 amino acids. The record is from RefSeq and is a predicted model, not a curated record. The transcript is spliced from 3 exons. NCBI's taxonomy places the organism in Eukaryota, Metazoa, Arthropoda, Malacostraca, Decapoda, Portunidae.